UGACAUCCGGGAGGGCGUGGCCUGGCCCCACGUGACCAAGCCACGCAGCGGAGGGAGAGGACGGCCAUGGGGCUGGGGGCAAGCACCCAGCAGCCGGCGGGCGGCGAGGGCUUCCACCUGCACGGGGUGCAGGAGAACUCGCCGGCCCAGCAGGCAGGCCUGGAACCCUACUUUGACUUCAUCAUCACCAUCGGGCACUCGAGGCUGAACAAGGAGAAUGACACACUGAAGGCCCUGCUGAAGGCCAACGUGGAGAAGCCGGUGAAGCUGGAAGUAUUCAACAUGAAGACCAUGAAGGUUCGAGAGGUGGAGGUGGUGCCCAGCAACAUGUGGGGUGGCCAGGGCCUGCUGGGAGCCAGCGUGCGCUUCUGCAGCUUCCGAAGGGCCAGUGAGCACGUGUGGCAUGUACUGGACGUGGAGCCCUCUUCUCCUGCUGCCUUGGCUGGCCUGUGCCCCUACACAGACUAUGUAGUUGGCUCUGACCAGAUUCUCCAGGAGUCUGAAGACUUCUUUACACUCAUUGAGUCCCAUGAGGGGAAGCCUCUGAAGCUGAUGGUGUAUAAUUCUGAGUCCGACUCCUGCCGGGAGGUGACUGUGACUCCCAAUGCAGCCUGGGGUGGAGAGGGCAGUCUGGGGUGUGGUAUUGGUUAUGGGUAUCUACAUCGGAUCCCAACGCAGCCUUCCAGCCACUACAAGAAGCCAGUUGGGGCCUCACCAGCUGGCACUCCACCAGCUAACACUCCACAACUUAAUGCCUUGCCUCUUGGGGCCCCACCACCUUGGCCCAUCCUUCAGGACUCUUCUGGCCCAGAGUUGGGUGACAGGCACAGUGUCAUGGAGGACCUGCCACAGGUCUCUGGUGGCUUCAUGGAAGGACAGCUCCUUGGGCCUGGGCGUCCUAGCCAUGGAGCUGCCGACUGUGAGGGAUGCCCACAUUCCAUAGAGAUCCCUCUUCAGCCUCCACCUCCAGUGCAGCGGGUCAUGGAUCCAGGCUUCCUGGAUGUGUCAGGUAUGUCUCUCCUGGACAGCAGCAACACCAGUGUGUGCCCUAGCCUGUCACCUUCCACAGUGCUCACCUCCACAGCAGUCUCCGCCUCAGGACCAGAGGACGUGGGUUCCAGCAGCAGUUCUCAUGAGCGGGGUGGUGAAGCCACGUGGUCCGGGUCAGAGUUUGAGGUCUCCUUCCCGGACAGCCCGGGUGCCCAGGCCCAGGCGGACCACCUGCCCCAGCUGACUCUCCCUGAUGGCCUCACCUCUGCAUCCUCACCAGAAGAUGGACUGUCUGCAGAGCUGCUGGAAGCACAGACUGAGGAUCCAGCAGACACAGAGACUGAGGGGCCAGGAAGCCAAACUCAGGUCACCCCGGAGCCACAGCCUGGGCUGUGAGGAGGCUCCUGGUGACCUUUGGUGUUGCUUAGCUUAUGUCUGUGUGGCUCUUUAGGCUGCAGCUCCUAGUGAGGGUUAGGGUCAUGGGCUUUGCUAGUCUCCUCCUAGGGGCCAGCCUUCACCCCAGUUCUGGACUGGGGCAGGGAAGCUGGGAACAACAGCCCAGCUUCUGAGUUGAGGCAGAGGAUGGACUCUAGGCUGCCUCACUGAGGCACUGAAGCCUCCUGGGUAGGGAGAGGCAGCAGGGCCUGAUCACCCUGAUCACGAUGGAGUGUGAAGAUUAGGUGAGGGAUAAGAGAGGCUGUCUCUGUCUGGCAGCAGCCCUACCUGUACUGAGGAGGACCCCAAGUCCCAAUGCCUCCCCCAUUCUAAUGCUUAUGCUGGAGGAGAGAGGUAGUGUACUUGGCCACUUUGUUCUCAAGUUGGAAAAUGCUAGGCCCUUCACAGGGAUCUACCUGUGCUAGUCUCACACACACACACACACACACACACACACACCCACACCCGCCCCGGGUGUGGAGGGGGCACACAUUCCCGUUGUAGUGUCUGUGACCCCUCCUCCCAGGCCCCACAGACAGACAACAGACUCUGAGUACACAAGGAAUUCAGCCAGGUCUGAUGGUGAACAGGC
Molecule: messenger RNA, 2017 nt
Organism: Peromyscus eremicus (cactus mouse)
Lineage: Eukaryota; Metazoa; Chordata; Mammalia; Rodentia; Cricetidae
Gene: Gorasp1
Product: golgi reassembly stacking protein 1
Exons: 9
Coding region: 67-1386 (439 amino acids)
Biological process (GO): Golgi organization
Cellular component (GO): Golgi apparatus
Molecular function (GO): protein binding
Source: RefSeq, a predicted model, not a curated record